Molecule: messenger RNA, 3394 nt
Organism: Amblyraja radiata (thorny skate)
Lineage: Eukaryota; Metazoa; Chordata; Chondrichthyes; Rajiformes; Rajidae
Product: claudin-11
Exons: 3
Coding region: 311-946 (211 amino acids)
Cellular component (GO): bicellular tight junction; membrane
Molecular function (GO): structural molecule activity
Source: RefSeq, a predicted model, not a curated record
CAUCACCAACUUACUAUGCUCUUCGCUGAUAGGCUAUGAAAGUUUAUCCUUGCCCCUCGAGAUGAUUUCCGAGAGCAUUAAUUGGCUGUUCAGGGUUUCAGGCGAAAGGUUCACAGAGUUUAACAUAGAUGAGCCUCACUUUGUGUGAACAGACUUUCUUUCCAAAGGGGAAGCAGGCAGCAGCAGAGAAAGGAAAAACAAGCGGGCUGUACUUUCGAAGCCUUUGUCUUUGAGUGUUCUCGGCAACAGUUUCAGGGGACGCAUUCAGAAGAUCAACUAUUUGAUCACAGCUCGGGUGUUUGAAGACGAGAUGGGUUCUAUGUGUCUGCACAUUCUGGGCUUCAUCCUCAGCUCCGUGGGUUGGGUUGGUAUCCUGAUUGCCACUGGCACCAAAGAGUGGGUCCAGACCUGCUCAAUACAGGGCUCUGAUUGUACUCACUUUGGCGAAUUCAAGCUGCGGGGGCUGUGGACGGAGUGUUACCGAUCAUCUUCAGCUUACCACUGCAAGACGAUGUCUGACAUCCUCAGAAUGCCAGCCUACCUACAGACAAGUCGCGCACUGAUGAUCACUGCCUCCAUCCUGGGACUGCCGGCGAUUUUCCUCGUUCUCAUGGCAUUGCCGUGUAUGCGCUGCGGAACCGAGUCGCACUCUUCCAAACACAAGCGAUCCUUGCUGGGUGCCUUCCUCCUCAUUCUGCUGGCGAUCUGCUCUGCAGUGGCCACCAUCUGGUUUCCGGUGGGGGUCCACAACGUCGAGUACCUCUUCAAUUUUGGGUAUUCGCUCUUCGUGGGCUGGAUCGGCACAUUGCUCUGCCUGUUUGGAGGAGUGGUGAUUGCCUGUUGCACCGGCCCUUCACCCGAUCUCCAGGAUAACAGGUAUUAUUACGCUUCACAAGGCUCGUCGUCCACGGCAAACCCAACGCACGCCAAGAGCGCGCACGUCUAAGGGACAAGCACCCAGCCCAGGAGGAGCCCCGGCAGAAUCCGUGGCAUUCAGCUGGUGACAACUUGUGGCAAAAGCCAACCUUUUGAAUACACUCUCUUUUGACUGGAAGGAGAAGAGACUGAAGUCACACCAAGGUGGACAGAUAAAUCAAUCCUCAAUUAUGAUUUUUAUUGUUGAUCUUUGCCUGGAUCGCAUUCAAACAUGAAAGUCAUUAACUAGUGAGGAAUUAUGUCCGUUGUUAUUUAAGCAUUAAACUCUAGAAACAAGAGCUAGGGGCUGGGUGGGAGGACUUAGUUUGUGGUUAGUUACUGAUCUAAGCUGAACUAACAGGUACAGCUGGCUAGCAGGUGGCACAGUGGCGCAGCGGAUGAGUUGCUGCCUUACAGCGCCAGAGACCCGGGUUUGAUCCUGACUAUGGAGUUUGUACAUUCUCUUUGUGACCAUGUGGGUUUUCUCCGGGUGUUCCAGUUUCCACCCACACUCCAAAGACAUACAGGUUUGUAGAUUAAUUGGCUUUGGUAAAGAUUGCAAAUUGCCCCUAGUGUGUAGGAUAGCUCUCGUGUAUAUGGGGUGUUACAUGCCCUGUAAUUCUAUUUUAUGCCAGCUAAUUUACAAAUAGUUUUUAAUUACAGUGGAGCAUCUUAGAAGACCAAACAAACAACAAGGAACUAUAUGUAGGCCCUUGAGGAGAUGAGACUGUGGCUGGAACACUAAACCCCCAUUCAAUUUUCGCGAUCAGUAAACACUUCCUUUGAUAUUUUGAGCAAAGUCAAUUAAAACAGGCAUCUAAAGUGGAAAUCAUGUGUUCAACAAGUUUCUGGCACCGGCAUUGAAGUGAGCAAUGUUGAUUGAGACAACAGAGGUUGUGUCUGAGUGACUAAGUGUAUUGGGAACACUUAGGGUUGGAGUAACAAGGAGAUGCUCAGGACUAUGCUAAUUGGUUUCAACAAGGAAGUUUGCCAUCCCAGCACAGGCUAGGCCAGGGAGUUAGCUCCGGCAUUCCUCCGUCUUCUUCCAUUGUCCCGGGAGCAGAGGUUGCAGUAGGACAGACCAUCACCUGCAAGUGGGAACUUCUGAAGAGAUGAUCAUUUUGGCAGAGGACAACAAGGAUUGGGAUGAUUAUUUUUCUUUCCCAUAGGAUAAGAAAGGCAUGGAUAGAGUGUUGGUGGAGGGGAUGUUUCCACUAUAAUGGGAGAGUCUAGUACCAGAGGGCAGAGUGCCAGAAUAUAAGGACAAAUCUUUAGAAAGGGGAUGAGGUGAAAUUUAUUUUGCCAGAGGGUGGUGAAUCUGUGGAAUUCAUUGCCAUAGACGGUUGUGGGGGCCAUCAUUGGGUAUUUUUAAAGCGGAGAUUGAUAGAUUCUUCGUUGGCAAGGAUGUUAAAGGUUAUGGGAGGAAGGCAGGAGAAUGGAGUUGAAAUGGAAAAACAUCAGCCAUGAUUGAAUGGUGGAAUAAAAUCGAUGGGCUAAUUUGGUCCAAUUUUCCUCCUAUGAACUAUCUAAACAUUACCGAGGUAAGGCUAGCAUUAACAAUCCUACCAUCUUCAAUAUUCCAUCUCAUGUACUGAAGGUGUGCCCUUGUGCUAUUGGAGAUAAAGUUCUGGGAUUUGGACGCAGCAACAGUGAACAAAAGGCAAUAUUUUUCCAUUUGCGGUGGAGUGCGACUUGGAAGGUUCCUGUGGAUGGCCUGUAAGGAGAUGUUGGGCAGAUGACCAGGGCUAGGAAUUGGGGACGGGGAGAAGUGGCAGCGGUCAGUAAGACGGCAAUAUUUGAGAAGGCUCUUAGCUGGAGAUCAACAAAAGCUUAGAACUCCCCUGACGUGGCACCUAGGUGGUCAGUCGUCUAAUAUUGAAACACUCUACCUCGGUGUUCUCAAGCUUUGUGAGUGAGGUAAACGAACAUUGUAUGUCACUGUGUGUAAUCAUUACAGAAGAUGCCUCUCAUGAUCUUGUACACCUCAGUAAGCUCACCCCCUAAUUUCCUACACUCCAAAGAAUAAAGUCUUAGCCUAUCCAACCUCUUCCGCCAGAGAGGUUCCAUGUUUUAUGUUCUAUGUGCAUAAUUAGGGUAUGACAAACGGAAGCUGAUUGAUCCAAAAUCUAGCCGGUGUCCAAUUCUGAGCCCCAUUAAUUAGGAACCUUAUAAGUAAAUUAUAAAAAAAAGUGAGGCCUCUGAAAGGGAGUUGAAUGAUUUGCAAAGUAACAGUUGUUUAUGACGGACUAAAGUUGUGCAGGAAGACUGGGGUUAGAAGGUGUUGCAACAGAAAUGUUAUUAUUAUUAUUAUUAUUAUUAUUAAUAAUAAAGGUGGCCAAUAGGGUCUGCAAUGUCAGCACUGAACGAGAUUCAAGGUAACAAUUGAUCAGCGCAGUUUGAAGAAUGUAAAAUAGUUAAACAUUAUUUCCAUGUAUAAUAUGCUCACUGGACUUAUGAUUAUAUAAUAAAAGACAAAUAA